AUGAAGUCCAUAUUAAUAUUUCUUUGUGUAAUUGCUACCGUAGUGAAUUUUAUAAACGCUGAUGUUUACCUACAUUCGCCAAGAGGUUCGAACAAUCGACUGAAUGAGAAGUCAGCGAAUCGCAAAAACGCAAAUCGUGUCUUUGAUUCGCAGGUUUGUAAUACAAAAUGCGCCUAUUUUGGUACAUUUUAAGGUAUAUAUUUUGUGUGUAGAUUUAGAGACGGUUUUAUUUAGAAGCAUACUUUUGUAUGCCAAAUUAGUAAAUCGUAUAUUAUCAGUUUGACACUUGACAAUGACAAUAAACAAAUUUGCUAAAUGAAACCUCGAUAUUCAAGUAUUUUUUCUGUAAAAAGGAAGUGUUUCAUUUUGGUAGAAAAUAUUAUAAAAUACAAUUUGGGCACACUUGAUUUAAUCCAAAAACCUAGAUUUCGUAAUGUUUGCUGCAUGACAUGUAUAUUAUGACGACAUAUGAAGAUUAUAAAUAUUUUACCAUGGCGUUAAAAAAUAAUUAUGGUCACCUGCUGUCUGAUAUCAAUUUGCUAAAGAACUCCUUCCACUUUGUUAAAGAACUCUUUGAAGUUAAUAAGCAAAAGUGGUUUGGUGGUUGGCCAAAUAUGUUUUAACUUUUAUGAAGUAUUCAGCUCAAUAAAUGAGAAUAUUUUUUGGUUCUUUUGUCCACAUUUGCAACAACAAGCUUUUAUUUAUAUAGAGAGUAAAAACAUCUUGACAUUGUGUUUACAUACGUGAUUGUAUUUGGUUUGGUAAAACCUUGGAUAAUUCUUUUAUAAUGCACCUAUCAAUGUUAACCCCAGGGGGGGGGGGGUUGGGCAUAUGUGGGGUAUUUGAUCAUCAAUUGCAUCCCCACCCUGGGGAUUUUGAUUAGCAUUUGGCCCUGAGUUGGGGCAAUUUGAACCGAAUGACUUUUAUUAAUAUAAUAUUUAUUGCAAAAUGGUGGGGCAUUUGACCAAUAUUUAUUGCCCGACGGUGGGGCAUUUGAUUGAAAAUUCGCUCAAAAAAUCAAAUGCCCCACCUAUGCCCCCCCCCUCUGGGGCUUAACAUUGAUAGGUGCAUAAUACCACAGCAUAUUCAUACCACCCAUGGACAAAUAUACUAUACAAAUAUAUGACUCGGAGGGGGGGGGGGAUUAAAUUUCUAUUACCAUUAAUAGAAAUGUAAAAUUGAAUGUAAAAACUGAACUCUUACCAUUAUUGGUUAUUAUAGUAUGGUAAAUUAGUUGAAACCAUUAUGUUAUUAUUUACUAGGAAAAUACCAUUAAUGGUAAAUAUUACAGAUUUAUAUUAAAACAUCAUGGUUUUUACCAUAUUGGAAUAUCUAUAAUAUUCAGGGCUCGAAGUAGAGAAAAAAUAUGGCCUGCCAGUCUAAAAUUUUUUGGCAGGUAAAAUAAAUUUUAGCCUGCCAUUUUUAUUCAUUGAACUUCCAAAAUGGCGAUGUCUCAUAUGAGUCGUAUUGUAAAAAUCAAUGUUUUCAUGAUAUGCAUUUUUAUUGUUUUUAAACUUGUCUAUUUUUAUACUACAGUAAACUUCGUUUACAUUUCAAAUAUAAACGUAUUUAGUCAACUAAAUGAUCUAGUAUAUAUGAGUUGUGGUAAACAAAUGAAAUGAAAUAUAUCUAUAGAAUUUCACCUGCUAUUUUUUUUACUUUGGCAGUUCAAAUUUGUUUUGCCUGCCAUUUCUAAAAUAUGGCCUGCUUUUGGCCAUUGGCAGCCCGCUAUUUCGAGCCCUGAUAAUAUUAAACCAAUAAUGGUACCAUUUUUACAUUGAUAGUAUACAUGGUAAGUCUAAACACCAUUUGAAACCCAUCGAUGGAAAUUUACAUUUUCUCCCUGUAUAACCACCAACACCACAGAGCUUGAACAGGGGGGGACUUGUAGACAGAGAAUGAGUAAUUUAACUUAAUUAGCACUUUAAUAGAUUUGUCCAUCCUGCCCUAAAUUAUUCAAUAUCACUGUGCAUUUUUACAAAAUAUAGUGACAGUUCAAGUGUGUUCAAGCAUUCAGGGGUCUGAUAUAUGAGUGCAAAAUUGUCUCCCAUAAUAACAAGUAUGCAGAUUUUAGGCUAACUGUAAUAAUUUUUCCUAGAAUAACAAUCGAGGUGGUUACAAUGUUGGUGACAGAACAGAUCAAGCAGCAAAUAAGGAAUCAGAACAGUAUAAUAUGGUGAGAGAACAUUUAUGGCAUUAGGGUGAUUUGUACUUUUCAUUUUAUUCAUGUAUUAGUCACAUAUGAUUUCAAUAUCAUAAUAUUAUAAUAUAGAAUUAGAACAUAAGAUUAGAACAUUUAGGCACAUAUCAGUUUGUAUACACUUAACAAUUAUAUCUUCAUAAUUAGUGGGCAGGGGGAGGUGGGUGAUUGCCCCCUGCUCUCUCCCUCCAUCAAUAUUCUAUACUAUGUUGAAAUAACAUUUAGCUUUAGAAAAAAAGCCCAAACACUCAAAGUAUUAAAAAAGUUGUUUUUAUCAAUAUUGUGUCAAUUUUGCUGGAACUACUGGCACAGUUUUACCAUGCUGGCAAGCUUGACCCCUACUUUUACUGAUCAAAACAACUUACUAAAGUAUAUUAUACAAAAAUUAUAUCAGAAAACACAGCAAAUUUGAUCUUUGUUAAGUUUGUAUUGUUAAGUUCGUACCUGAUGACUACUAUGCUGUAUUUAAAAUGUAAGAACCUCCUUAUAGCUAACCCCCCCUUCCCCCAACUUUACUGACCAUGUUUUGGCCACCCAGACCUCCUAUGCCUUUACCUUUUUACUUUUUUUUGUGAAUGAGAGUGUUAACUCCAUGUCUGUUGGUAACUAUGUAAGCUACUCUAUUGGAGUGUACGUAUGUGUGUAUAUAAUUUUAUGUUUAUUUUAGGCAGGUAUAAAAGUCGGACCGGAUUGUGGUCCGGGUCGGAUCAGGUCGGAUUAGGUCGGACCAAGUCGGAUUAGGUCGGAUCUUUAGAAAAUUUAGAAAUAUCAGGAUAUUCAGGGAAAUGUUACUUACACAAAUGGAAGUUUGCAUUCUUUCCCGCGUUAUUUACACAGCGUGAAACAGCGUGGCAAAUUUGCAAAAUGGAUGGCGACGAAGGUAAAACAUUUUAUGUUAUUAGAUUUUUAGACCACUUUUUUGAAAAUUAUUGCAUCGAACUGCCUUAUCAAUAUUUUAUUUCCUUUAAUUCCGGACUAGCGAUUCGGUCAUCUAUGGAUCCGGUCCGAUUUUUGUACCUGCAUGAUCCGACCCGGACCACAAUCGGGUCCGAUUUUUAUACCUGCACGAUCCGACCUGAUCCGACGCGGACUGGCGAUCCGAUCCGACGCGGACUGGCGAUCCGGUCCGACUAUUAUACCUGCCUGUUUAUUUUAAAUGUUUUCAGGAAUUUUUCCAAAGUGGACCAAAAGGGGAAGGAAAUGAAGGCAAAUCAUUUCUGACAAUUGAAUGGACAAAUCAACAUGGCUGUGGAGGAAGUGAGGACAAAGAUCCACAUAAACUGAACUGCAAUCUUGUAUUACAGUACAUGUGUGAACCUGAUGUUGCUAAUCCAGGAAAAUUUAACAUACGGAACGGUAAGUUUAUCCUUUUACAUUGAAUUUUUUUCUGCUUUUUCCAAUCUCCACUUGUGUUGAUAUAACUGUAAUCAACAUGGAAAAUGUUUUAUAUUUGUUUUAUAAUAUAGCACAAAGAAAUAUAAAGAAAGAAAUUUUCCGUGUUGACAUUCAGUUAUCCAAUCUUUUCGGUAACCACUGAGUAUUCUAAUAAAAUACAAUACAAUGGAAACUUCGAAGAAAUUUAUACGUACAGUAUCUUUAAUUCAACGUUUCGACUACUGUUGAGUCAUCAUCAGAAAUUAAUUCAUUCCUGAUGAUGACUCAACAGUAGUUGAAACAUUGAAUUAAAAAUAUGAAUUUCUUCGGAGUUUCCAUUGUGUUGUAUUUUCUUAGCCAAUCAGGGUUCAGAAUUUACAAACGCUAUAUUCUAAUGCCCUAUUAUAUACUGUAUUCAAUGCAGUUCAAAAGUUGAUUCAGCUGGAGAUAAACGUCCUUUGAUCAAACGUUGCAUUGCUUUCCUCAUCUCACUGUUCAUUACAGUAUAAAUUACUGGGUUUAAAGAACUGUUAAAAUACUUGAUCCACUGGACUACUAUGGUUACUUCUUGUGGUGGAUUCGUACACUGUAGAUUUUUCCAUUCCAGACAUAUGGUAGUGCGCAAGAAAAACACGAAAUAGCCGAUAAAACACAACACGAACGCACUAACAACAACUGCUAGAGUCCGUGUUGCUUUGAGUUCUGCUAAGAGUGAAAGUGUGCGUUUGUUUCUUUGAUUUUGGCCGCUGUUAUCACUGUUUUGCUGUUGCUGUUGCUCGUCAAUGGCAAUGAUACGCAUUCUGUGUUUAAAUGCGAUCUUGCCAAUCUUUCCAUACAUGACAAGGAUGACCAGAAGAGGAAGAAUGAAAGCAAGGAUUGUUAUAACAAGAUUGACAUCAGGACGAGGUUGUUUGUUCUUAUAUGUGAACUGUAUAAGAGAGUAGUUGAGUAGACCAUACAGCCAACUCAGGAUUAUCAUCACAAUAACUUUGGUCUUUGUUAGCAGUGUAUGAUACCUGAAGAAAAUGUUAAAAAAAUCAGUUAAAGAUGUUAUUGGGCGGGUGCACACUUGGGAAUAGGAUUAUAGCAUUACGACUGGUGCAAGGAAGAGUUAAGCCAGACUGCAGAGUUGGUCAAUGCCACCCCAAGAUUUUUAAACAAUUCUCUUUAACCCGCCUUACAGUUAGAUCUGGUUGACCACAUUUGUAUCUUUAACUGCCUCUAGAUGUCGACUCAUUGCUUCGGAAACAAAUUUUUGUGCCACUGACGCGCUAGGUUUUAACCUUUCGUUCCUCAGAGGUCUCGUCGAAGCGUAAAAAUACCGCACUCAGCUUAAUUGUAAAAUGUUGGAAAUUGGUAAUUAGCUCAUUUUCAACUGCAAGUAAGGAUGAUUAGCACUCCUCCUCAACUCAGUAACGCACGCACGCACACACACACACACACACACACAUCUAUACUAAAAGCAGCGCUAACACACACACAAUACCACACACACACACACACACACUAUACUAAAGCAGCGCUAACACACACACACAUUAUACUGCAUGAAGCAGCGCUAAUAUAUAUAUUACUGAAUUGGGUCAAGUUGGUAUAUAAUAUAUACCCAAUAUAUACCCAAUUCAAAAAAGGUUGUCUUUCAAAAAUCUUAAACCUUCAAAUUAAACAUGGAGCGUUGAGCGCUCAAGGUAUAUGGCUUCUGACAAACGAUCAAACUAAAGCAAUACCUGAGAGGGUAUUGUAUGCACACAUAGCGAUCCACACUAAUGUACAUCAAGUUAACAAUACUUGCAAUGGAUGUGAUCAUAUCUAUAGCUGUCCAUAGUUGUUUCACUUCAGGAUUCUGCCAGCGUUGACCUCUAUUGAUAGCAAUUGUAAAUAUCGGCAGUGAUAACCCUCCGACCAUGAUAUCGGCAAAAGCUAGUGAUACCACAAAGUAGUUGGUAGUAGUUCGUAACCGUCUUGUUGUUCCAAACGCCAAAAUCACCAGAACAUUUCCAAUAAUAAUGACAGGAAUGAGCACGCUAAGUAAAACUGUACUGGUGGUAAUAUAAGUUUGACUGUUCCAUAUCAUUUGCGGUAUACUACCAGGGCAACUCUUGUUCAAAAUCACCAUUGUGUUGUUGAUGUUACACUCACUAACGUUCUGCAUUGUUGUCAUAACACUCUGGUUCCGCCUCAGGUUUUACAAAAGGUCUUCGCCAGUGUCAAUACACGCCAAGGUGUUCUUCGUAUUUCACUGUCGGGUGGGCUGUGAUAACUGAAUAUUAGUGUCUUUUCUCUUUCAACGUUCCUUCUAUUUUUCGUCUACUUAAAAGAUAUUUUUGUGAUGUAAUAGGAUUGAUACGUUCCAAAGAUUUUCGAGUUUGGUUAUUUCAAUCACGCAGCGUUGCGCGUCUGUCGUGUUUCUGUUCUUUUUAUUCAACACUGCUAAUCUUCUGUUUUGAUUUAUAAUAUUUACAAUAUUGGCUGUACUUUUUUGCAAUCCUCUUAACGUACUGAGUCAACUGACUACUGUAAUUUGUCCGUUUGUUUCAGUAUUUCAGCUAUUUCUGGUUUAUUGCUUGUUUGCGCGGCAUAGAGUCCCAAGUUCUUCAGUGCCUUUGCCCAACGUCCGUGAGUUUAAACACCUUCAGUGAUUUCAGUAAAAGCUUAUAAUGCUUCUUUGAAGUUUCUAUGCUUAUAGUUUCUUUUACCUUCCUAAAUGAAAAUAAAAUAUUUGUCAUGUUGUCAAAUAAUUUAGCACACUAUAAAUCUGAAAUAAUUGCAUAUUUUUGUUAUAAAAUUAACUUAAUUAAACCUAUAGUUAACGCGUUUCGCUUUCUCCUGAGUCCUGAGAUUUAUUAAGACCACAUGCGUCUUCUUAUAAUCUACAUAUUAAAUACUGCAUGUAUCCUUUACAGAUAUAUAGCCUGAACAGCUGAACUACCAAUAACAUGUAACUGCAUGUAAUCUGUUGUACAAAUCUCGAAAAGACCGGUACAAUACAAGAAAUCUUGAACUCCUGCUGUUGUAAGAAACUCUUGUGCCUACGGCUUGUUCUAUAUUCGUAAUACCACAACGAUUCUGUGUUCGCCAACUAUUCUCGCGCUCAAGCAUUGGCUGUGAGGCUAACAAAAGAUGCGCAAUUUAUACAAUAGUCAUCAGUAACUCGUGCGAGACAAUAUAGUCAUACCUCGCUACCUUUUGACUAGAUGUUGCAGCCUUGAGAAUUCCCAGUAAAGUUCAAUUAUGUUGGGCUCCGCUGAUAUUUAACCACUAAAACCACUCAUCCCUGUCCUUAUCAGCUUGAUAAUAAUAUACUGUGUACUUUUUACCUCCAGCUGAAAACACAAGUCGAAUGUCAGAUUGCUAUCUUGACGACAAGAAUGUUGGAAAAUUACCCAAUCGUUGAUUUUAUGCUUUGAAAUAUAAACACGCACACACGCGACGGUCAGAAUGAAGUAUUGAAAUACACUUAGACAUCUUUUCGACCAAAUAAGUAUCGCAUGCAGUUUGUGAUUUAAGACUAUAUUUGAACCUCGUUGAUCGAGAGGAAUGAAAUGUUAACGUUGCCCAAGCCGUGUGCUUUAAAUCUGUCAGUAUCGUCAAGAUAUAAUAUUUGGUGAUAACACGAGUCACAUCGGUUACAAAACUGUUUACCUUCCGAUGGAUUUAUAUCUUGAAAAAGCAACUUGCCAUGGUUUAUUUACUGACUAAAGAACAAAAUAACACACUUUAUCGCGAAAAAUAUCGUAUUCUUUGACCAAGUAACAAACUUUUAAUUCGUAGGCGGAGUGAAAUUGGAUUCUGGUUUCCAAAUUCAAUUUGAUUAUAAAACCCUAUGCAUACUCCACUACUCCAGAGCAGCGACGAUUUUAUCUGCGUUCACAGGCGGCUUUCUAUUAUAUCAGAUCUCUGCGCUUUUAUUGCAGUUCGCAUGUCAUUAUCGUAUCACUUUAAUUUAGAUUAAUAGAGUGUGAAGCUGUGGUUGUUUGCUUCACGAGUUUACAGAUUAUAUUCUGCGUUCGAACACAAACCCUAAUUAGAACGUAUUUUUUAAAAUUUAAGUGCCAUUCAUUGUUCGAUAGCAUAUUAGUUGUGUCUUGAUAGAUGUUUUAAUAAGCUUCGUUGGUGUGAAAAACGGCUGUCUCCCCGCAAAAACAUACUACAUUCAUUGUGAAUUAUUAGCCAUGCGGUGAUGAAAUUAUCGAACUGCACUAUUUUCAACUUGUGCAGUUAGCAGUUCAAUAAACCACCUAAUCAUAUGCAACACGUCUACAUGCAGAAACAAUUUAAUUGCUGUCUUCCAAAGAACCAAUAAUCAAGAUAAUCAAGAUGUCAUUUGCAAUUCAAUUCAAUCCUUUAAUUUUGACCAUCUGGUUUGCGUUUCAGGCUGUUAGAGUUGGCCGGCCAAGAGGAGAGGAGGGGUAAGGGGGGGGGGGGACUUUGAUACAACAUUGCUUAACCUGAGAAGAUGAAUGCCAUGAAUCAUAGCUGCGUUAGUGCCGGAUAAUAUGCAAGUGUAAUAUAUUGUAAAACACUGCUUAUCCCGUUUUACAAUGAUGACGUCAUAGGGGCCAUCUGAGCACGUUUUGCCCCAGGCCCCGCGCAACCUCUCGAAACCUAACAGUUUAUACGUAUUUUUAAAUAGACACCUUUAUUUAUUCCUUAUUCAGAGUAGUGCUAUCAGCGACAAAAACAUGUCAUUGUUAUCAACAGGAGCUCUGAUAUUAAGAUUUACAAGAUUACUACAUUAGAUUACAUUACAAGUCGUUUUAUUUGCGUCAAAAAUUGCAAAAAGCUGUCAAUGCUGCAUACACAUGACAAUCAUUGAAAGUGGAAAAGCAUACUUAUUUAGGAUAUGAAUAUUUUAUAAAAAGACGAAAAUACACAGGAUUUAAAGGAUGUUAAGCGUUUUAAUAGAGCUUUUCAAAUACAUACGAUGACGUGACAGCAUUUGUGUGUUUCAUUAGCGAUAGCAUUAUUCUAAUUAAUGUUCUAAUUUUAUCUUUUAACGAACUUCGACAUUCGGAAAUUAUUUCAAUGGCAUAGUACAAAACAUGGACUGGACCCAUGGACUGGACCCAAAAUUGGACUCAAAAUUGGACCCAAAAUUGGAUUCAAAAUUUUAGCCAAAAUUUUGUCCCAAAAUCCAUUAUUUUAUCGGAGAGAAACAACCCUCAGAAUAUCGUGCUAUGAUUUAAUUUGUAUAGGCAAAAAACUUCACGUUCCAUCACUUUUCCUUGACCUAUCUAAUAUCUAGCUAUUUGUCUCCCAAAAUUCUAUAUUCUAUUUUCUAAACGUUAUCUAGGGUAUCUCGUAAAUAAUAAACCUUUGUGAAAUAUCUUUGCGCAAUGGUCACAAAUACAUCACAUCGAUAUAAAUCAUUCCAUCAAUAUACACAUCAAUAUAUAGUUAUCAGUUUUAAUUAUAUACAUUUUGUGUCUGUACAAUACGCCCUCUAUAUAUUCCGGCAUAUAUAUCCUCUAACGAGUAACGAAUUCGCAAAGUUUGUUUUGUCCAUAUAUUCUAAUAUUUAUUGCAACUAGCUAUAUAGUGUAUCCUAUCUAUAUAGUGUAGCUAUAUAGUGUAUCCUAUCUCUGAGGAUGGUUCUGAAAUAGAAUUGAAACACUGCGCGUCCUCUAAGACAAGCGUUAAGUCGUCACGAAAAUAUUUCGUGCACUUGGAUAAGACUCGCUACCAUUACCGAUCCCUGUUGACUCGAUAGCUCAAUAGGUAGAGCGGCGGUCUAGAUACUCGAAGAUGCGAGUUCAAAUCCCGCUCGAGCCAACGAAUUUUUCGUUGGUCGAUUGCAGUGCCAGAUUAAAUAUGAAACUAGUUUUUCGUAUCUCUGAGGAUGGUUCUGAAAUACACUAUGUGCAUAAUGAUAAGCCCACAUAUAGCUAUAGUUGCGAUAAAUAUUAGAAUAUAUGGACAAAACAAACUUUGCGAACUCGUUACUUGUUAGCUAGGAUAUAGAUGCCGGAAGAUAUAGAGGGCGUAUAACUAUAUAUUGAUAUAUUGAUGGAGUGAUUUAUAUCGAUGUGAUGUAUUUGUGAUCAUUGCGCAAAGAUAUUUCACAAAGGUUUAUUAUUUACGAGAUACCCUAGAUAACGUUUAGAAAAUAGAAUAUAGAAUCUUGGAAGACAAAUAGCUAGAUAGGUCAAGGAAAAGUGAUGGAACGUGAAGAUUUUUGCCUAUACAAAUUAAAUCAAAGCACGAUAUUCUGAGGGUUGUUUCUCUCCGAAAAAAUAAUGGAUUUUGGACCAAAAUUUUGGCUAAAUUUUUUUAGUCCAAUUUUGGGUCCAAUUUUGAGUCCAAAAAUUGAGUCCAAUUUUGAGUCCAAUUUUGGGUCCAAUUUUGGGUCCAGUCCAUGGGUCCAGUCCAUGUUUUGUACUAUGCCUAUUUCAAUCACGUUAGAGAAAUUAUCAGCUGUGUUGUUGACAAUUGCAGGAAACAGUGCAAAUGACUGCUGUCUUUUAGUCUAUACUUUACAAGUUUUUGCAAUUGCUCCCGUUAUAGGUGGAUUAACUAUAUAUGUAUGACAUGCAGUCCAUGUAAACAUGUUGGUAUAUACCUCUAGGUCGUGUGUGACUAUAAAGGCUGGUUCACACUACAGGGUUCAUCCUGUAAGGCCUCCUAUUUUCCAAAAUGGGUAGUUCUAAAACUUAAAAUGGGAAGCUCUAAAAUUGGAUUUUCGAGCUUUAUAUGAAAAUUAAUUGUAAAUUAAACGCCAAUUCAGAUAGUAAGGCAAAAACAAAACCAAAUGCCACUCUGAAAACGCAAGACUAUGGCCAUUCUGGACUUCUAAAAUUCCACAUUUUCUGGGGGGAACAUCAGUGGGAAGCAUGCCCCAGGACGUCCCUAACUAUUCAGAUAUCCCGAAUACACCAUGACCUCGCCUCUCGUUACUGCCAGCCACAGAGUUAGCCUGUGUUCACUACCUCGCAGUCUGUUCUUGUCGAAAUGAGCAGUUCUAAAUUUUUCUUAGGAUGAUCCCUGUUACACUAUCAAAGUUUCUGUGAAUUUUGCAGUAGCAAUUUUGCAUAGGUAAAUUCUAAGUUUUGAAGGAUUUGUAAGAAAUGUUCGAGGGAACUUACUUAAUGAUUAACACUGACUCAGUUCCCUCAAAUAUCUCUUACAAUUGUUGCAAAUCCUUCAAAACUUAGAAUUUACCUAUGCAGAAUUCCUACUGUGAUACUUAAUAUGUGUAAUUGGAAUAUACUACUUUAUAGAUGUAAAUAUGUAAAUAGCUACUUAAUAGAUGUAAUUGGAAUAUUUAGAGCCAUCAUGUUGCAGGAACUGAUAUAUACACAGACAUACAUUUCACUGAAAACUACCUAUAAACUAAUAAUACAUUGUAUUCCAUUCGCAUUUGUAUUCUCGUAAACAAAACAUUAACAUUAACAAGUAAACUCUGUCAGGAUAGUUAGAUCAACAAGCUGUUGUUUUUUUUUUAAUGAAAGCAUCUCAUGAAUUUAAGACCUUCAUCAGUGGUCUUCGUGCAUGUAUUCUCACCAGUCGUUGAUCUCUUUUGCGUUCAGGAAAAUUGACCAACACCCAAGAUUACAACAACCAGAAACACAACACGAAAAGCCAAAAAGACAACAGGAAAAAUGCAAAUGUGAACCAAGAUAGGGCAAUACAGGAACCUUGGGAAUGGUAUGACAAAUGUGACAAGAGACAGAGAAAUAAAGGUACGGAUAGUUCCAGUCUUCAGGAGUUGCCCGGCAUCUUUAUGAGCAGGUUCUGUGGUUGCUUGAUUAUAACCAAAUGAAACACAAUAAAAGUAAAGAAUAGUUUUUCCAAACAACGAGUCGCUUGCUUUUUUGCAAGCAAACCGACCGCUGAUUUCAUGUAAACGAAAAUUCUAGUCUGUGGCGAUGUGCCGCUCUAGGUCACUUAUACUGUAUGAUACAUUUUUGUUAUGAUCUUGUCUUUUUUGGCACGUUUUAAAAAGAAAUGGAGACAUUUUCCUGAUGUCUGGCAAUUUCUUCCCGGUUUCCUUUUUUGCACCAGUAAACAAUUGCUUAGGCUAUCCAGUUAUACAUCAGUGGAUUAACUCACUGAUUUCCUGCGUUCAUAAUUUGUAGAUUCUAUAGUAGGCCUUUUUACAUCAACUCUGCUUUUUUGGUCACUUGGCUUUAGGAUCGAUCAUGCCUUGCUGUUUGUGGGUUAGGGCGACUGGGUGAGGGUUAGGAAAUUGUGAAUAAAAUUGAUUUAUUGUUCUUUCAUAUUUGACGCCAGUCACAACCCUAACCCUGUGCGCGAGGAUCUAACCUGAAUCCACAAUCUCGCUUUAGGUUUGUUCACCGCUGAUCAGAAGCUUCGCGGUGAGUCUAGUAAGAAUACGCGACAGAACCCCGGUGGUACGAGAUAUGGAUACGAAUGCCCGGAAGAAAGAGACUAUUACCCAUACUGGCAUCCUACAGACUGGAAAGAUAUUGCAGUCUUUGUUCAUGAUAAAAAAUUAUGCGACUAUUAUCAGAUGGAGAGUUUCAAUGUGAAACCCAAAGGUAGGAAACAAAUACGUUUCUUGUGUGAAAACUUUAAUAACAGUUUUCCUUUAGCCCCCACCUUAAUAGGGCGCCAACUUGAGAGCAGGAGCCUAAAAUUGAGUGGGUUCUUUAAAUUGGUCGGAGCAUUUUUUCAAAUUGAGGGCCCCUUACAUUAGCUCCACAUGCAGUCUAGCUAAGGUCUAGUUGGGUGACUGACUUGGUCAACUUGGGUCUAGCUUGAAUAAUGAUGUCAUGGGGCCCCCAGAGAAGAUUUGCCCCGCGAAUUCUCUCGGCGGCCCUACCUCCUAAUGGUGCCAUAUUACUCACAGGAGUAAACCAAGGUACCUGCAGGAGAGAACCUGUGGUGUUUGAUAAGGUGGAUUUCCACUUACAGAGAAAUAUUUCGUUUGAUCUCUUUUGAAUUAUGACCAUCCGAAUAAAUCGGUUCUACUUGACCGCUCACAAUUCAAAAGAAAUUAAACGAAAAAUAUUUUUCAUUCCAUAUUUUCUUUCUGUCAUCUAUCUUUCUACGGAGUAUGUAUAGCAUGUCUAGUGAUUAUCUUCUAUCCUUCUGUACUUUGUAUAAAUUAUGGUAUCUGUAAAAAUAAUCUAAUUUUGAAUCAUACAUUAGCCGUAUCUUUUUCUGCCAGUCUUACCGUCUGUCAUCUAUUUAUGUUUACUUUUAAUCCUUUAGCUGCACAUCGUAUUUCCAAUGAAUAAUCCAAUUAUUAAUCGUGUUAUCUGUAGCAGCCUUCCUGUCUGUCAUCCACUAUCAGCGUCGCUCGUCCCUAUCAUAUCUAUGAGCAAGGCUUUAAAUUUACCUUAGGUACACACGCAAAAAUCUUACAUCUCAGUGUAGCAAGUCUGCCAACAAGCCGUCAACAAGUUGUGUUCGCAUUGCUUGUCCCAAGUUGUCAACAGGUUUGGAACAACCUAGUUGAUAUUAUCAAACUUGUUGCAGGGUUGUUCCAACAAGUCCGAUACAAUCAUGAUAUAACAAUAUUGUUACAACCUUGUGUCGUCAACCUUGUAACAUUCUUGUUAUAUCAUGACUGUAUCAGACUUGUUAGAACAACCCUGUAACAAGCGAUAUAGCAAGAAGCUUGUUACAAGUUGUUAACAGCUUGUUCCAAACUUGUUACAACAACUACGAACAAGCAGUGGGUCAACCUUCCAGGUAAGCGUAUUAUAAAUCCCAUUUUCUCUUUCUAAGGGGAAUGUAUGGAAAAGUACAGUGGAGGUGGUUACAAACAUGCCUCUAAGUACAACCGAAAUUCAACAUGUGUGGAAGGUGGAGGAGAAUGGUUUGAGUUCAGUAACUACUUGGAAGAACCGACUGGGCAGUAUAAUAGCAAAAAAGCUUGUGAAGGCGCCAGUACAAAAGAUAUCCCGUUAGUAUGGGGAAUACCUUACAGAACACAGGACUUGGAUACUAAGCCACUCCAGGAGAAGUGUUUGGUAGGUUUGGACAAACCACAGUGUGAACUAGCUCCCUGGUCACGUGAUAAUCACCUUGGCAACGGCCGCGAUGGCGUCCCGCUGAAUUAUACUUGGGUACUACCCCAUUUUCAGAAAGACCAACGUUGUAUUUUUAGAAUAAG
Molecule: messenger RNA, 13655 nt
Organism: Paramuricea clavata
Lineage: Eukaryota; Metazoa; Cnidaria; Anthozoa; Malacalcyonacea; Plexauridae
Source: the annotation of a GenBank genome assembly